Messenger RNA from Melopsittacus undulatus (budgerigar), 1536 nucleotides. It is a transcript of the gene SLC17A7, whose product is annotated as solute carrier family 17 member 7. The record is from RefSeq and is a predicted model, not a curated record. NCBI's taxonomy places the organism in Eukaryota, Metazoa, Chordata, Aves, Psittaciformes, Psittaculidae. Gene Ontology annotation, cellular component: excitatory synapse; synaptic vesicle membrane. The transcript has 12 exons. Gene Ontology annotation, molecular function: neurotransmitter transmembrane transporter activity; L-glutamate transmembrane transporter activity. Gene Ontology annotation, biological process: monoatomic anion transport; transmembrane transport; regulation of synapse structure or activity. The annotation marks the transcript as partial.
AUGCAGCUCAACAAGGACGAGUUCCGCAGGGUGCUGGGGGCCGGGCUCGGGCGCCUCCAUCGGCUGUUGGAACGGCGUCAGGACGAUGCGGAGGGGCUGGAGCUGAGCUCGGGGGGGGCCCCGGUGGGCACCGGCCCCCCCCGCCCCCCCGUCGUGGACUGCACCUGCUGGGGCCUCCCCCGGCGCUAUGGGAUCGCCAUGCUCUGCGCCGUCGGCUUCUGCAUCAGCUUCGGCAUCCGCUGCAACCUGGGGGUGGCCGUGGUCAGCAUGGUCAAUGGGGCCCAUGGGCAGCGCCCACAGUUCAAUUGGGACCCCGAGACCGUGGGGCUCAUCCAUGGCUCCUUCUUUUGGGGCUACAUCGUGACCCAGAUCCCGGGGGGCUUCAUUGCCCAGCGGUUCGCGGCCAACAGGGUCUUCGGCCUGGCCAUCGUGUCCACCUCCCUCCUGAACAUGCUGAUCCCGUCGGCCGCCCGCACCCACGUGGGCUGUGUCGUCACCGUGCGUGUCCUGCAGGGAUUGGUGGAGGGUGUGACGUACCCGGCCUGCCAUGGCAUCUGGAGCAAGUGGGCCCCCCCCUUGGAGCGGAGCCGCCUGGCGACCACGGCCUUCUGCGGUUCAUACGCAGGGGCAGUGGUGGCCAUGCCGCUGGCCGGGCUCCUGGUGCAAUACACGGGGUGGAGCUCAGUGUUCUACGUCUAUGGCAGCUUCGGGGUCUGCUGGUACCUGUUCUGGGUGCUGGUGUCUUAUGAGAGCCCCGCUCAGCACCCGACCAUCAGCGCUGAGGAGAGGAAGUACAUUGAGGAGAGCAUCGGGGAGGGCGUGGGGGCAUCUGUGCGGCUGCCCACCCCCUGGCGCCACUUCUUCACGUCCCUCCCUGUCUACGCCAUCAUCGUGGCCAACUUCUGCCGCAGCUGGACCUUCUACCUGCUGCUCAUCAGCCAGCCUGCCUACUUCGAGGAGGUCUUCGGCCUUGACAUCAGCCAGGUGGGGCUGCUCUCAGCCCUGCCCCAUCUGGUGAUGACCAUCGUGGUGCCCAUCGGGGGCCAAGUGGCCGAUUUCCUGCGCUCCAGGGGGAUCAUGUCCACCACCAACGUGAGGAAGAUGAUGAACUGCGGAGGGUUCGGCAUGGAGGCGACGCUGCUGCUGGUUGUGGGGUACUCACACUCCCGCGCUGUUGCCAUCUCCUUCCUCGUCCUGGCCGUGGGCUUCAGCGGCUUCGCCAUCUCUGGGUUCAAUGUGAACCACUUGGACAUCGCCCCCCGCUAUGCCAGUGUCCUCAUGGGGCUCUCCAAUGGCGUGGGGACGCUCUCGGGCAUGGUUUGUCCCCUCAUCGUGGGGGCCCUCACCCGGCACAAGACGCGGGAGGAGUGGCAGUGGGUGUUCCUGAUCGCGGCGCUCGUGCACUACGGGGGCGUGGCCUUCUACGGAGCCUUCGCCUCGGGGGAGCUGCAGUGGUGGGCGGAGCCUGCGAGGGAGGAGGCGGAGCCUCUGGCGCCGAGGGGCGGGGCCAGCGACGAGGAGGAGGAGGAGGAGGAG